Messenger RNA from Homo sapiens (human), 5592 nucleotides. RefSeq names its product tumor suppressor candidate 3 (gene TUSC3). Lineage: Eukaryota; Metazoa; Chordata; Mammalia; Primates; Hominidae. Gene Ontology annotation, cellular component: endoplasmic reticulum membrane; oligosaccharyltransferase complex. The transcript has 11 exons. Gene Ontology annotation, biological process: protein N-linked glycosylation. Bases 169 to 1215 code for a protein of 348 amino acids. Gene Ontology annotation, molecular function: magnesium ion transmembrane transporter activity. The record is from RefSeq and is marked reviewed.
AGUCUCCUCCUCUGCGUCCUCGGCCGCGGCCCGGGUCCCUCGCAAAGCCGCUGCCAUCCCGGAGGGCCCAGCCAGCGGGCUCCCGGAGGCUGGCCGGGCAGGCGUGGUGCGCGGUAGGAGCUGGGCGCGCACGGCUACCGCGCGUGGAGGAGACACUGCCCUGCCGCGAUGGGGGCCCGGGGCGCUCCUUCACGCCGUAGGCAAGCGGGGCGGCGGCUGCGGUACCUGCCCACCGGGAGCUUUCCCUUCCUUCUCCUGCUGCUGCUGCUCUGCAUCCAGCUCGGGGGAGGACAGAAGAAAAAGGAGAAUCUUUUAGCUGAAAAAGUAGAGCAGCUGAUGGAAUGGAGUUCCAGACGCUCAAUCUUCCGAAUGAAUGGUGAUAAAUUCCGAAAAUUUAUAAAGGCACCACCUCGAAACUAUUCCAUGAUUGUUAUGUUCACUGCUCUUCAGCCUCAGCGGCAGUGUUCUGUGUGCAGGCAAGCUAAUGAAGAAUAUCAAAUACUGGCGAACUCCUGGCGCUAUUCAUCUGCUUUUUGUAACAAGCUCUUCUUCAGUAUGGUGGACUAUGAUGAGGGGACAGACGUUUUUCAGCAGCUCAACAUGAACUCUGCUCCUACAUUCAUGCAUUUUCCUCCAAAAGGCAGACCUAAGAGAGCUGAUACUUUUGACCUCCAAAGAAUUGGAUUUGCAGCUGAGCAACUAGCAAAGUGGAUUGCUGACAGAACGGAUGUUCAUAUUCGGGUUUUCAGACCACCCAACUACUCUGGUACCAUUGCUUUGGCCCUGUUAGUGUCGCUUGUUGGAGGUUUGCUUUAUUUGAGAAGGAACAACUUGGAGUUCAUCUAUAACAAGACUGGUUGGGCCAUGGUGUCUCUGUGUAUAGUCUUUGCUAUGACUUCUGGCCAGAUGUGGAACCAUAUCCGUGGACCUCCAUAUGCUCAUAAGAACCCACACAAUGGACAAGUGAGCUACAUUCAUGGGAGCAGCCAGGCUCAGUUUGUGGCAGAAUCACACAUUAUUCUGGUACUGAAUGCCGCUAUCACCAUGGGGAUGGUUCUUCUAAAUGAAGCAGCAACUUCGAAAGGCGAUGUUGGAAAAAGACGGAUAAUUUGCCUAGUGGGAUUGGGCCUGGUGGUCUUCUUCUUCAGUUUUCUACUUUCAAUAUUUCGUUCCAAGUACCACGGCUAUCCUUAUAGUGAUCUGGACUUUGAGUGAGAAGAUGUGAUUUGGACCAUGGCACUUAAAAACUCUAUAACCUCAGCUAAUAACAAAGAGGAAGGCAAAGUUAAUACAUGUUCCUUCUAGAAGAUACAGGUAAGCAAAAUGAAGAAAAUAUAUUCAUAAAUCCCAACACCCAGGUCAUCAAAUGUCAUCAGUUUAGCCUGUACAUAUUUUGAACCUUGGGAAUUAUGUAAUACAUAUUUUGUAAGCUGCUUAUUUUUCUUUUAUACAUCAUGAGCAUAUUCCUAUGCAGUUAACUACAUUCUACAAUAUAUAUGAUUUUACACCUAUGUAGUAAUAUCAAUGUAUGAAUUGCCACAACUAUUUUAAGUUUUAUGCCAUCCAGCUUUUUAUGGUGUAUCUUUCAGUACACCCUGUGGUUUAAUACAAGACUAAGUAACUGCUGUCUGUGUUAGUUUAUCCUACAAACUAAGAAUGGCUUCUACAGUUCUAAAUCAUUGGGGGGUGGGACGUCAACAAAGAAUAUUUUGUGACAUGAAAAUUAUGAAAUUCAGAUAUCAGUGCCUAUGAAUAAAGUUUCAUUGAAACGCAGCCAGGUUUGUUUUAUGUGUUGGCUGCUUUUGCACUACGACAGUUCAGCUGAGUGGUUUCAGCAAAGACCCAUGGCCCACAAAGUUUAAAAUACUUAACCUUCUGGCUCUUUACAGAAAAUGUGCUAACUCCCGGUUUAGCCAUGCUGAACACAGCACUGAAUAUGUUCCCAUACUUUCAUACCUUUCCUCAUCCAGUUUCUUCGGUCGAGGCUGCUGUCCCUGCAUCUUACUUGUUCUCAGAGUUUUGCUUUUUCAGUUCUUGUAACACCGUCAUCAUCUCAAAUAUGUCACUGUAUCAUACUUAAUCACACCCAGGUCUUUCCUUUAGCUAAAAGAAAUGUAAGGGCCAUGACUUUCAGUCAUUUCAUUUUCUGCAACAUGCUUCUAUGCACAGAAUCUAGUACACAAUGGUUGUUAAAUGCUGAUUGAAACAGACUUUUGGGGGCCCUGAGAUUAAGAAAAUAGCUAACACUUGCGUGUUUCUCUAGAAAAAUCUUUUGAAUUUCAAGUAAUAAACUUGCUAAUAAACCUAUGGAAUAUUAAUCCUUAGCAAAUCAAAGACAGCAUUUUCAUCUAAAUUGUGGUUUUCUACCAUGAGGGAGUGCUGAGGAGAGAGCCAGCCUUAAGGAGAGAAACGGUUUGAAGUUUCUUCUUUGUGUAAACAGUCUCUCUGCAUCCCUGAUGGACUUUAAGCAAAAAUAAAGUGACACAGACUAGAAAGGAAUGGUUGCUUCUCUUAGGCUAGGGGAAGUGGGAGCUUCUGGGGGCACAUUUGUGCUAGUCCUAGCCUUCUAUCUAUCUUAUCCCUUGUGUGCGAUUUGCUACUCUUGCCAAUUAGCUUCCAUUUUCUAUUACUAUCUCAGUUACAGUUGACCAUGCAUAUAUUCUCUUCAGAAUACGCGAAUAAGCCAGUCACAGCAAUCAGUGCUAUGCACAUGCAGACUACUACUAUGGAUAACUACAGUGCGAUUCGUUCAUGACUGAGCGUGGAGCAGAGUCCACACAGAAGUUGAUCGUGGUACCCAAGGCUGCUUCUCACUCAUUCUGGAAGCAGACCGCAAAAGUGAAAAGCACACAUCAGGGGAAUACAUUCAGUUUUCAUUAUUGACAGUUGUUUUUAAAAAAGUAUGAUACGAAGGCAUUUAUACAUUUUUGUGAUAGGCAUUAUUAGAAAAAACAAUAUCCAGGCACUCCUGAACCAUAAGUUUGUGAGAACUAUUAUACUGUUAGAUUAAGAAGCAAAAGUAUUUAUUAGACAGAUAAAUGUGAAAAGGGAAAAAAAUACGUGUCAGAUCUUGUUUAGAAAUGAGAGACUAAUUCCUUGAGUGAUAAUAUCAAUAUAAAACAUUCAUACUGGAACAUACUUUGGAAAUUUAAUAUUUAUAAUUUAAUAUUUAUAUAAUGAAAAUAAAAGUGAAACCUGAAAUACUGAUUAGAGAACAGCAGUUCAUACUUUUCUCAGAAACGUUUUAACCAGUCAAAACAUUUUUGACAUUUUUGUGCUUCAAGUGUUUCCAGUGUCUUGAACAAAUAAAGAAAUUUUUAUAACUAUUUAAAAUGAAAAUGAUAGUUUUGAAAAUGAUAGAAGCAUAGGAAGUACUCUAAUUGUCCUACAAUAAAGGAUACAUCUAACUAACAAGUAAUCAGUUUCAGAUUAAAUAUAUAUUUAUCAUUUCAUAAUGAUAUAAACAACUGAUUGUUACACCAGGUUAAGAAAAUUACUAAAUGAAAAAAACAGUAGCAUAACUAAAGAUAACAUUAAUAAAGUACUCACAGAGAUCCUUUUACUGUGAAUAUACCUAAGUAUCAUAAAACUGCUAAAAAGUUAGAAGGUAUAAAAUUACCAGUAUGGAUCAGAUUAGUAUUUUUGCUUUUACAGGGGUAAUAUCGUUAGCAGCAAUAAAGAUUACCUUUAGUGCUCCGUAACUUGAAAUCUGCAGAGCCUUUAAACACUAAACAACAAAAAGCUACAAAUCCCUAGUUUUAAGUAUCAGUUCAUUUUAUGAUUAAGGUUUCUUUUUUCAUUAACCCUCAUUCUUCAGUUAGCUUCAUCUUCAGAGCAAGCUGAUGAUGGCUUGUGUGUGCUAGCAGGAUGAACGCUAUCUUUUCAAAACAUAAUGCCACAGUUCAUGUACAGCUGGCACAUCUAUCUGCUUUACCAGCAGUGUUUUUAAGGAUCAUGCGGAUUGAACAGCAACUACAGCUUAAGGCCCUGACAAGGUUUACUGCUGACAUUCUUCAUGGAGAUGGUCACCCUUAUCGUACGCUUUAUUCGUUACUUAUUAUCUUGAAAGUAGAGGCGACGUCUCAUUGCAUCCUGAUAUCACCACAUCAUUUUUAUCUUCUAAUUUAACAAUUUCUCAGAAACAGCUAACAAGAGUAAUUUUUCUAGUUUGUAUUGUACUGUGACUUUAUUUACAUUUUAAUUGAUGUUAUAUAAUAUACACUGUAUAUUAUAUAAUUUAAAUAUAUAUUUCAUGUUUUAUACUAAAAUGUUACAUUUUAAAAUACAUAUUUAUUCUUGCACAUAGUAUCACCAGAAUCCUAAAAUAUUAGCACGAAAAGAACUUCGGGAAUCAUCCAAAACAAACGUUCUUUUCACUAAUGAGGAAACCGAGGUUCAGAAAGACGAAACAAUUUAUGCCUAGGAUGAUAUGAUUUAAACAUCCAAAUAUAAAACUUACCUACUUUGGACAUUUUUCCAGCUACAUGUUUUUUUUUUGAUGUUGUUGUUUUUUGUUUUCUUUUUUUAAGUACAAGAACUAUUAAUUUCAUUUUUGCUUUUAUAUUUAAUUAAAAAUUGGUUUGUCUCUGGUUGCCUUGCAAAGUUGUCUUGUGUUGUCAAGACUCAAAAAGAACAUGCCACGUGUUAGCAGAAAGGUACAGAUGUAAACAAAAGCUUCAUAAAUGUUAUUUAAAUUGAUUUACCAUCUUACAAAAUUAAAUUUUGUUUCAUAAAUUAAAGCUUUGCUUAGGGAAGUUUAAAAAAAUAACAUAGUUAUCUUUUACUUUUAUAUGUACAAGUAUCUCUGCUGAUGUUUCAUCAGAAAUUUUAUGAUUCAUGAUUUGUGUAUACUCUUUUUGGUUGUUCAAUAUGAUGAAAUUGUAAAUUAACAAAAGACCAAGUGAUUAAAUUAUACGGUUAGAGAAAAAAUAUUUUUAGGACAUUCAAAUGACCCACUUCACGCAUUUGUUUCAGUCCAUUCCCUUGUAUUUCCCCUACAUUACCAUUUUAAAUGCUGAUUUAACUGCUGUUCUAGCCAGCAAUGAAAGGAAUGUCUAUGUAAAUUUAAACCACAAAUUAAAGCUUUCAGCAUCUUCUCUCACCCUGACCCUGUUCCCAACCUAAGCCUCAUCUGGUUAAAGGCACUAGUUUAGAAAAAUUGCCCUGAUGUAAAAAUUACAAUUAGUUGAAUACAAUUAUGACAUUUUAAUGUUAUAUUUACAUGUGCUAAUUUAGAAUGGAAUAACAAACAUAUUGUAUUUUCCUUAUGUUCUAUGUUCAGCACAUAAUAAUUUUCUUUCUUUUUCAGCUUUUUAAUUAAAUGAAGCCAAGUGGGAUUUGCAUAAAGUGAAUGUUUACCAUGAAGAUAAACUGUUCCUGACUUUAUACUAUUUUGAAUUCAUUCAUUUCAUUGUGAUCAGCUAGCUUAUUCUUGUGUACUUUUUUUAAACUGUGGGUUUUCCUAGUAAAUUUAAUUUACAGAAAUCAAUGGUAGCAUUUAGUAAUCUACAAAGGAAAUAUCAAAGUGUUUUUCAAGCCUGUUAUAUUCAGUGUGUGCCACAGGAUUGAAAUAAAUGACAAUGUAAUUAUGAA